Molecule: messenger RNA, 1039 nt
Organism: Manihot esculenta (cassava)
Lineage: Eukaryota; Viridiplantae; Streptophyta; Magnoliopsida; Malpighiales; Euphorbiaceae
Product: dirigent protein 17
Exons: 2
Coding region: 288-809 (173 amino acids)
Source: RefSeq, a predicted model, not a curated record
GAAAGCAGGGAAUUGAAAGAGCUUCCGGAAUUGUAACUGUUUCAACUUCCUACAAAGCACCACUUCCUACUUUCUUUCUUUGCAACUGAAAGCAGUUAUUGAGAUUCGGAGAAGAGAAGAAGGUUUUGGAAAGCUUUCAGAAAGCUACAGAGCUGAAGCAUCGGUUCUCUUUUUUGGUUUUUUUUUUCUCUUUCAAUCUUUCCACGUCCCGCUGGAUCUUUUAGGCAUUCCUUGCGAUUUCAGAUUGUUAACUCCUUUGACAAGCUGUUCAGCAAAGACGACUAAAAAUGGAUAGCAAAAGCAAAAGGCAAGAAUCAGAGGCGUUACCAACCGGUGUUUUUGAGUUGCCAGGGGAACCUGCCAUUGUUAUCAAUGGGUUGCCAGAAAUCUCUCCAGGUGACAGUUCUCAUGUUCUGUCAAGCACUGUGAGUGAUGCAGAAUUGCAAAGAGACACAAGUCAAGGCACAGAAUUUCUUGGAAAUACUGUUUUUGGUGAAUGGUUGGAAGGAAGGGAAGUUAAAAAGUUGUUUGGAGACCACUAUUAUACUGGUACUGUGGUUCAGUUUGACAAGGAAAAUGGUUGGUACAGAGUGGUGUAUGAGGAUGGUGAUUUCGAAGAUCUUGACCUGAAUGAGUUGGAAGAUGUCCUUUUGCCUCUGGAUAUUACAGUCCCACUAAAAUCAUUGGCACUGAAAAUCAUAAAGAAGAGCCCCAAAACCAUUAUUACACCUGGGAAAUGUAUGACCGGAUGCAAAAUAAGCAAGGCUAAAAGCACAGCAAGUAAAGGAAAUGAAGAUAGAGGUCCAUAAAGAAAUUUCAAUGCCUUAGAUUUAAUAACAGACGGUGAACAUGAAUCUCCGACUACAUCAAGGGUGUUGAAUUUGUAAAACUAAUUAGGAAGAUGAAAAUCGAGUAGGGUGCUGCGCUUCUCAUUAAUCAAGUUUUCUUAUGUUUUUACAUUUGUUGUACAUGCCAUGUAAUGUCAACUAACUUGUACGUAACUGCAGAACUGUCGUAGGAGAAAGAACCCUUUGGCUUC